Molecule: messenger RNA, 780 nt
Organism: Emiliania huxleyi CCMP1516
Lineage: Eukaryota; Haptophyta; Isochrysidales; Noelaerhabdaceae
Exons: 6
Coding region: 1-780 (259 amino acids)
Cellular component (GO): membrane; cytoplasm
Source: RefSeq, a predicted model, not a curated record
AUGAUAGAUUUCACUACACGAGCUGAAACAACCGAGGCGGAGCGCAGCUGCGUUGCGGACGAAAACGCCUGGACGCAUCCGCCAAGCAUCAUCUGUCCGCCUGGAGCGGACUCCUCCGGCUCCUCCUCGUCGUCCUCAGAAACCCCCACGCCAGCACGGCCGAGCUCGCCGGCGGCGCCGAUUAUGCGGACUAUCGCCUCCGUCGGAAGCAUGCUGGAGUCACUCCAGUCGUCAAAGGCCACCGUCGCGCCGGUCGCCAGCCUCAAGCUCUACGACGGGCUCGGCUCGGAUCAGACUGCCAGCGUGGAGGCGAUCGCGGCGCUGUACUACCCCCUCUUCCGCGCGAUGCUCCUCCUCUCCUACUUUGGGAUCCUCUUCGGGGUGCUGCUCUUCGCGUGGAAGCGGUGCGGGAUCGACUACACCGCCAUCCUCGGCGUCGACGGCGGCCGUACGAAUGUCCACGCGGUGGUGCGCGCGUCCACCUCGCUGAUGGGUCUCAACUUUUCCGCCUUCGUCCUCUACUGGCUCGCCCUGCUCUGUGUGCAGCCGUUCGACCACAUGGCGGAGUGGAGCGACGCCGCCCAGCGUGCCGACUGCGCGCGCUGCGUCGGGCGGGUCCUGCUCGCCGGCCUCGUCCCCACGACCUUCGCGUCCAGCUUCGUCGCCGACAUCCUGACGUCGAUGCCCAAGCUCUUCAUCGACCUGCUGCAGGCGGUAGUACAGCGGCAGGAGUACGCAGCCGGAUCCAACACACAAGACCACCACGCCGGAGAGCACUGA